AUGUUCUAAAAGAAACUACACUAAAAAACCUAAUCAACUGAAUUGUCUAAUCAGGCACUAAUGAAUUAUUUAUCUACUAGAGAAGCUGUAAAUGCUAGAAUCUCUAAUUCUCCAACAUUUCAAUUUGAGUUAAAAAAAUAAAUAGCUCCUCAAUCAAGUCCUUAGUUGAAAUCAAAUAGUUCUUAACCAAACUUAAAAUUAUCAUCAUAAUAGUAAUUAAACACAUAAUCUAGGUAAAACUUAAUAAAAUUAUAACAAUAAAAUGUGUUCUAAUCAAAAGGGUUCAUGUCGCCUAAAGUAAUCAGUUAAGAAAGGUUGAAUCAGAAAGUAUAAGUGAAAAGUAAUGCAAAUCACAUGAAAACACAACCUAACUCUAAUCAAAAUUCAUAAAUAAAAAUCAAAUCAAUUGAAAAUGUAUUAGAUGAAUAUACUAUCAAAUGUAUUGAUGUUUUAUAACUCAAAGCUCCAAAAUAACUAUCACAAUAGGAUACUAUGAAAACACUACCUUUUUCUGCAUCCACCAAGGCAGAUUAAAACUUAAAAUAAAAGGCCCUAUAAGCAAUAUAAGAAAUGAAAUAAAAACAAUCAUUAGACCUAAUAUCGAGAUUGAACCUUUAAAAGCCUUCCUCAAUAUAGAGUGCCAAAAAUCAAUCAUAAUAAAUUCCAUCAUUGGGAAAAUUAGAAGGACAAUUGAAAUUCCAUUAGAAAUCUAAUAGUGCAGAAUUUAUUGAAACAUAAAAAUUCUAAACUCAUGCAAAUUCUUAGCCUCUUUUAGAAUUUGCUUUUGAUAAGAAGAAACCAAUAACAACAAGAAAAUGUCAAUAAGAACUCAUUGCGAUAGUUGUUCAAUACAAGUCAUUUUAAUAAAAAAUGACUAUUGACAUCUCUACAAAUAAAAUAUCUUGGCUUGUAGAAACCGUUAGAUAAGAAUUAAUGAAUCAUUUUGGAAACUCAUUUUAACCAAUAAUAGGAAUUAAGACAGUCAAUAUAUCUAUACCUAUAGAUUACAUACUUUCUAAAAUUGAAAGACCUUUAUCUUUAUUAUCCAAUUGUCCACUAUAGCCAUUAGUCCUUGAACCUAUUAUUGAUUCUGAAUAGGAACUCAAAUAGACUCGGGUUAGUUUGAGAGACUUUGAAUUUAUUCGAUGCAUCGGUGUUGGAGGUUUCUCAAAGGUUUAUUUGGUAAGAGAAAAAAGGACAGGGUAAUUUUAUGCUAUGAAAUUGGUUGAAAAAAAGCCAAUAAUGCAACAAAAUAAACAAAAUAUUAUUCAAAAUGAGAGAGACAUAAUGUCUUAAUUAAAUCAUCCCUUUAUCGUUAAAAUGCAAUAUGCAUUUGAAUCUAGAAAAUACUUAGUUUUUGUAUUAGAAUAUUGUUCUGGAGGUGAAUUAUUUUAUCUGUUAAGAAAAGUUAAAAAAAUGAGUGAGGAAGAAGCCUUUUUUUAUUUCGCAGAAAUCUGUUUGGGAAUGAAGAAUUUACAUGAUAACAAUAUCAUUUAUAGAGAUAUCAAACCAGAAAACAUUUUAAUUGAUUUUGAAGGGCAUGUUAGAAUAGCUGAUUUUGGUUUAUCGAAGCCCCAAAUGGAAAAUUAAGAUAUAGCCUAUUCAUUUUGUGGAUCACCUGAAUACAUGGCUCCAGAAAUGUUAUUAAAAUAAGGUCAUACAUUCUAAUUGGAUCUUUAUUGUUUAGGGGCCUUGCUUUAUGAAUUAAUAACUGGUUUACCACCAUUUUAUUCUAGAAAUACAGAUGAGAUGUAUCAAAAAAUACUGAAUUAAAAAUUGAGUUUUCCAUCCUAAUUGCAAAUGUCAUAAUUAUUAAAAGAUUUAUUGAGUAGCUUAUUAGCAAAGACACCUAACAAAAGAAUAGAUGAUAUUGAAUCUCUUUUAAAGCAUCCAUGGAUGACUUAGUGGAGUGAUAAGAAUUUGUAUAAGGAUUUCUUGAUGAAAAAGGUUAAUCCUCCAUUUAAACCAGAUUAUUUUACAUUCAAUUUCGAUGAGGAAGAAUUUGGUAAAGGUGAAAGUGAAUUUCUUAUGUAAAUCAAACCACUCUAAUAAAAUUUGUUAGAAAACUUUCCAAAAGAAAUCCUACUUAAGAAUUAUUAUUAUAAUCAUAAUGAAAGCCAUGUAGCUGAGAGCACUGGCGGUACAAACUUGAAUGCAAAAUUAUAAGAGGAACUGUAAUCUUAUGAAACUUAAAGAUAGAAAUCAAAAAGAUUAACUACUUUCGAUGAUGAAAAUACUAAUUAUGUUAACGAAUAAAAAGUUUUCUUAUUAAAUUAACUAAGAUUAUAAAAGGAGAAUGAAUUAAAAAGAAAGUCUGCAGUAUGA
This is a messenger RNA of Paramecium tetraurelia, 2325 nucleotides long. RefSeq lists its product as uncharacterized. The record is from RefSeq and is a predicted model, not a curated record. NCBI's taxonomy places the organism in Eukaryota, Ciliophora, Oligohymenophorea, Peniculida, Parameciidae. Gene Ontology annotation, molecular function: ATP binding; protein serine/threonine kinase activity. The transcript is spliced from 4 exons. Gene Ontology annotation, biological process: protein phosphorylation.